AUGGCGCCUCGUUUAAGGUCACGACAAAUCACUAUGGAUGGCGCCCGAAUUGCCAUCGAAAGUAGUAAUAGUAGCACCCGUUCUUCUGGUUUGGAUGAUUUAAUCCAUAUCUUCAAAGAGCAAGCCAAAGCCUCGAAUUUCUCAACCCUUGAUGAUAAGAGCUACCAUAUAACAUUUGAGGCUCUAUUUCGAUGUGCUUUGACUGAAAAAAGGGCUUACUAUAGCAGCAAAAGCACUGCUGCCAAUAGGCUUACCAAAUGCGCAGAAGCUGUCCGUCUCGGUGUCGAACUAGGCGCCGGCAAGAUUAAGCGGAAAACCGUUCUUGCUGUGAUCGACCACAUUACCCAGACUCUACCACACCCUGAAGAUGAAGUAGUCCUGCCGCUUGUCCAAGAUUAUAUCAAAGCACUAGUCGCUCUCCUAAGUCAUGCUACUUAUGUCGAGUUGCUUGCAAUGGGAGAUGGGGAGGGUUGGUUCACAUGCGUUGACUUUGCUAUUGAUAUCUUGACCUUGUAUCUAGCAGCCACUGAUAAAGACCUAACGGCUUCGAGGGCUUCGCCGGCACCCGGAACCGGACAGUCGUCUUUGACCUUGUCAACUCCAAGAUCCACAGCUCCGUCCCAAAGAGCCAGCCGAGUUUCGAGGGGCCAACUGCCCGAUCUCCUGCAAUGCCUCCUUCACCUUGCAACCACUCCGAAUGCGCCGCUCUUGCAACGCUCAAAGGAGAUGUCGUCUGUUGUGAUUCAAAUCCUACAGCUUCGUUCCCUUGGAAUAGGCCAGUUGCAUCAGCUAGCAUUCGCCUUGAUUAACCGGCUGUUUGUUGUGUCCCAAACAGAUGAUUCUGAUCAUGCAAGCUCUCUAGCUAUGGAUUGCCUACCAUUAGUGAGCCAAUGGUGGCAAACGAAAACCGCAUCUGCUCACGAUGCACUUCUCAAUGGCGUUCGAGUCGAAAUGUUGAGGCUUCUACUGAACAUGCAUCUCCAACUCGAAUAUUUAGUAAGGCAAGGUAACAAGCCGUCGAUCCUUAGUGACAUUGAAAAUCUUGCCGAAUUAUUCUGGAGCGAAUAUUCUAGACGGGAAGAACGCGCUCGGUUUCAACAAGAUGACCUUACAUAUUCCUCUGCUCCUCGCAGUGGCACUGUCUUCCAAGUGCACUUAUUUUCUUUACGGCCCUGCAAUGUCGACGGUGAGAAACACUGGGCGGCCGUGCAUGUUCUAGCCCUUCUAGAAUGUCUCCUCUGGAAAGGUUCUCAGCAACCUCACACUACUUCUAUUAUUGAUGAACACCCGCGGAAGAAGCAAAGAACGGCUGUGGGUUUUAGUCGCCUCCGCCAGAAAUUACGGUCUCUAGACCACUCUAUACAAUAUACCGCUCUACAGAUCAUACCAUUCUUUGUAUCAGGCCUCAAAGUCGAAAUCGAUGAGAUGUCUGAACUUCUGUCUUUCUUAAUGAGUCAAGUUACCAGCAAGAACAACCAAGUAUCGACGUGGGCCAUGAUUGCUUGUGCAAGCUUAACUCCUCAAGCCAGCGCCCUUGACGAUUCUCUCUCUGUACACUGGAAGCAAGUAUGGCAGAUUGCAGUACGAUCGGUCAGCAUGACUGCAAACUGCCGAGCCUCAAGCAUCCUUCUCCAUUCUAUCAUAACUAACAAGCUAGUAACAUAUCGUGAUAUCGCUGACGAUAUCAACAGCAUAGUUACUACCGCUGAUGUGAAUGGACCAGCUGUUGUAGUUGAUUCCUCCCUCGUACUAAUGACAACUCUUCUUCAUCUUCGGAAUCAACAACUACCUGGCGCCAGUUAUGCGACUUGUAAUCAUGUAGUUCGCUGGAUGUUUUUCAGAUGGGAUCCUGCCGAUGCGUCCUUUAUAUCGUCUUAUUCUAGUCACGUCAUUCCGCUAGAUGUCGUCAACCUAAUACAAGCUGCCUAUGGCAAUCCAGAGGUGGUCUUGUCCAGGCCGUCUCAGACGAUUUCCGGUCCAAUUGGGGAGACGCUGAGUUUACUCCAGAACCGUGAAAGCUUGAUCAGAUAUCUGCUUCUGUUAGACCCUAUUGCUCCCCUAUCUGAUACAGAACCCAGCAACCAGCCCCCUACCGCUACAGCUGCACAGUCCAGCGAUAGUUUGAAUACGCAUGGCACGAAAAAACUUGUCGCAGAACUCUUCUAUCCAAAACUUGAGGAGGUCAGAGCUCUAUGCGAGAGUUGGGAUAAACAGAAAGACAAUUCCGCCCAAGUAACUCCAGAGAAGCUUCAGAGUAUUGUCUCUUCCUUGGUUGUUGGUGCUAUUGCCCUCCCUGGAAUUCUCGAGGCGGAUUCGAGGCAAUCGCAAGAGAUACAUCAACUCGUAUUUGCGAUUCUCCAAACUGCCUUAGCUGCUGUCUCAAAGUCCUACGAGAACCAAGUGCUUUAUGAUUGCCUCCUUGUAUCAGUCCGGCCAUACAUGCCAGCGCUGUCGAGUGCCGAGUUGGGAAAGUUCGGAAGAGAAUGGAUGUAUCUUCACAAAUUGUUUGUUGAUAUAUCUAGCGCAUUUCGCAGGAGGGCUGGAAAUCAACAAUCCGACUCCAACAACGACGACGAUUUCAUGGAUCUUGAUGACGACUUUGACACCAAGGAACGGCGGUCUAAUAUAUCAUCCAAGUCACUUGAAAUAUCCCGGCGCGAUUCCACCAUUGUGUUGCAAGGGGCAACCUUCUAUGCUGAUAGCAUUCAAAGACUCCGCCUCUUUGAUACUCUUUACGAGGAUAAUGGUCAAAUUGGUCUUGUACCAACGUCGUUUCUCAAUGACUUCCUUGACUUAUCGGAUGAAGAACUCAUUUCAUGUCGCUGUUUGAUCAAAGAUUUAUUCGACUCCGACCUCAUAAUAAACCCCGAUGAUGCCGAUAAAGUGAUCAACAGGAUAGGUCAACUGAUUGGCAGCACGGCUUUCUCAAGUUGCGAGGUUGCUCUGAAUGUUUGCCUUGAUGUAAUGGAAGGGCUCAUGCCAAUAUGGUCUGACAGCGAUGGUGACAUCUCUUCUAACGUAGGGGAUCUAUAUCACUACUUCCUCAAUUCUGGGCUGAAGAAUAAUAUCCUCUCACCAAGCGCCCAGAUAUCACUAUCUCGAUUACUCUUCCGUCUAACUCUAGUUAACGAGAACUAUCCACAAACAGUUAGAAUGGCACCCCCAAGCACAUCGCUGUUUGAGUUACUCAGGAGCGCAUCGAUGCCCGUGAAAUAUUAUAUCGGAGCCCGCCUACCCAGCUUAUUUGGCCGAUAUGUCCUAAAAUCCCAUGAUGGGAUUUUGGUUGAUGUUUUAGAUGUCCUCCCAAGUAGAAGCGAUUUUCUCGAAGGCAUAGCAUUGCGGCUCUUUGUUCUCUCCGAGUUAGCACGAGAGUGGCCUACCCUUCUACGACGUGGCAUAUACCACAUCUUUGAAAUCCCCGGGGAAAUUCCAGGUUCGAACAGACAUGCAGCGCGUUGCCUGGAUAAUAUAUCUACCUCCCUAAACCUUGAGAACACACAACAACUGUUCGAUCUAUUUGCACCCCAGCUACUUUACACUUGGCUUGAAACCAAAGAUAUCGACGACCUACCGUUUAUGAUUUUCAGCUUCUCAUCGCUAGAAGAUUUGCUACGACGUGCACAGUCUGAGGUAGUGGCCUUGAUGGUGAUGCGGGGACAGGAUGAAGAAGCCGCUAAACUGGCGACAACUCUCGGUGAUAGCCUGCCUGAACUAAUUCAACGCAAUUUUUCAAAGAUUAUUGCUUAUAGUAUGGCUCACGACAUUAGUAUGCCAAAAAUGGAACAGCAAAAGAGUGGCGAAAGUCGAUUGCGUAGGAUUCUUGGUCGAGAAGCCUUUCUUGAAGGUAUAUACGUUCACUUUGCCGACAUCGUCGGAUUGUUUUUCUGCCUUAUCGACCAGGAGGACCCGAUCGAAAAGUCCUGGGCUAGAGAAGAGAGCUUUUCCUAUGCCGCUACAAUUAUGGCAGAGAUCAAGAAGCGUGGCCACUCUGAUAUCGUUUUAUCCCCGAAUCAGCAGCCAAUGUUCCGAGCCAAGUAUCUCACAAGAGAGAUAGCACUUCUAUGCAGCCGGACGGAAUACGAGAUAACCACGCUAUGGACGCCCGCACUCGUAGUAAGCGUCGCCAGGAGACUACUUCAUGGCAUUCAUUCGGCAAUGGGACCAUUACACACAUGUUCUGUGCUUAGAAAAAUCCGAGUGCUCGUUUGUCUAGCUGGUCAAAAUGCCUGGCAAUCGUACCCGUUGGAAAUGUUGCUACAAUCCAUACGACCCCUAAUUGUUGAUACUGAAUGUGCAGACGAUGCACUUGGAAUGAGUCAAUAUCUCUUGGAAAAGGGGCGAGAGUCCUUGUCUCAGUCGCCUUCAUUCCUGGCUGGCUACGCUUUAUCAGCUCUUGCUUCCCUCCGCGUAUUCUUAGAAACCAGCCAGUCAAGCACGACGCAAGAAAGCCAAUUCAAAGCUACUAUGAGUAAAGCCCAGAGGUUCCAUUCCUGGUUCACAAAAUACCUAGAGGAUUACAACUCACCUUUCUUCCGAGGCGACGAGCAGCGGAAUGCCUUUGAGGCUAUUACGCGGUCUGCGGCACACGUCCAAGCAGCUGGAAAUGCAGAGCGAGGUACUUACGAGAGUAGACUUCUAUUAGAAAUUCUUCAAGAUGGGGCACAUGGAUCUCAGUUGUUAAAUGAGCCAUCACGCAAACUCGCACUAGAAAUGCUUUGCAGCCAUUUCACGAUUCCGGCUUCGCACAACAUCGAUGUGGUCAGCUCUGAUGAAGAGGCAUUGUCUUGGGUAACUGUUGUGUGGAAGAGCUGCCAGGCACAAGGUCUAAGCAACGAGUACCUUGCUUGGGCAGGCCGUGUAGUUGGUAGAGGCUUUGCCGCGUCUGGUCACGUUGAUCCAGACUUGUUGAGAGAAUCCGAGUUGUCGAGAUACUACAACGUAUCAAUAGAUGCCUCCGGAUCAGAGCAUGGCCUAUUAAGUCUUCUACAGUCUUUGACGUCGGAUAGUGAUUGCUACAGGGCGGGACUUGCAGAGUCUGCGUUGAGAACCAUCGUCUCGGAUGCCGCGGCCCAAGGGGAGAACAGCUUGUUCAUAGCAUGUCAGAAGGUCCUAUCUGAUCAGCUUCUCGUGGCAUCGGAUUGGGCAUCGUAUAGAACCCCGCCGUCAGAUAACCUGCUUAUUACCCCUGUCCGCGAAGACUAUGCUCUCUCUAGUGAGACAUUCGAAAGCGCAAAAUGGGCUCAGAUUGUCAGCGUAUACUUGGCACAGUCAUAUCCAAAGAGCAUUAUUCUAAGUGCUCUACCUCCUAUACUCACCAACGUCAAAGGCUUUGCCCAACAAGCAUUUCCCUUUGUUGUUCACUUGGUCCUCCUCUUUGAGCAGGAAAAGCAGCAAUCUGUCAAACGAAGUCUCUCAAGUGCGUUAAAGAUUUGGCUUAAACUGGAUUCAUCGCAUGCAAAGGAAAACACGAGUCUUCUCAUAAAUGCUAUUCUAUAUCUGAGAACACAACGGCUUCCAAAAGAGAAUUCCAUAGCUGACCGAGCCCAAUGGCUCGAUCUAGACCUUCUUUCAGUUGCUUCGGCGGCCGCAAGAUGCGGCAUGUACAAAACAGCGUUGCUAUUCGUUGAAAUGACGAUCUCUGAAGGGUCUCGUGCAUCUCGUCGUUCGUCUGUCAACCGAGCUCAAGAAUCCACGGAUGUGCUUAUGGAUAUAUUCGAAAAUAUCGACGACCCAGAUGCCUAUUACGGCCUCAGCCAUACCUCAAGUUUAAGUAACGUGCUCGCGCGACUUGAAUAUGAAAAAAACGGCAGUAUGAGCCUAGCAUUUCGUGGUGCGCAAUACGAUAGUCAUAUUCGGAGAAGAGAUCCAGCGGCCAACCUCGAUAGUCAAUCACUAAUAGGGACUCUUGACAACCUCGGACUAUCAGGGCUAUCACAUUCUUUACUUCAAACCCAGCAGAACAUAGACAGUUCAUCCACCGCCGUAGAUAGCACGUUUAGUACAGCUCGACGUCUUGAAAUUUGGAACCUCCCAGCCCCCACGUCAACAGAAACCCCUUCAGUUACUCUAUAUAAAGCAUACCAGGCUUGGCACCAGGCCACUGAACUAGGCCCAGCAAGAAGAGCCACGUACAAUGGUUUCAGCGAGACCAUGCGAAUGGUAGUUGGAAAAGAGCUCAGUCCAGCCCGCCUCCGCCAUUACUUAGGGACGUUGGCCGUUUUAGUGGAGCUCAAUGAUACUGUUGAGGUGACCGACUCAAGCGAACUUGAUAAAAUAUUGGCUUCAUUUUCAGAUCGAUCUGAGUGGAUGAAGAGCGGACGGUAUGAGGAUGUCAGCCAAAUAUUAUCCUGCAGAGAAACAACAUUGAGUGUGCUAGCCCAGACCUCCCAGCGCCGCGAUAUGACCAGAAUCGACCCUCCAGAAGCAACCUUGGCACAGAUUAAGUCAAUGCUACUAUCAUCUAGUGUCUAUAGAUAUCAUCGAGCAUCCCAAGAAUCUCUAAACAUUGCAACAUCUCUUACAGAUCUAGUGUUGCCGAGUGUAGAUCUAGGAUUGCAUCUCGACUCUGUGGCUAAAUUCGAGGCCGCUGAUUCUCUCUGGGAUCACGGCGAAAUGAUAUCCUCUAUCCAUAUGUUACAAAGCAUUGGCGAUGAUCCAAAUCCCAAAAAGCAGACAAUUCCUAUCAGCCGGCCCGAUCUCCUCGCGAAGACUGGAUAUCAAAUAUCGGUAGCCAAGCUAGAGAAACCAGAAACGAUACAGAAAGAUUAUUUACAACCUGCUCUAAAGGAGCUUAGGGGAAAGACUGAUGGCCGAGAGGCUGGUAAAGUCUAUCAUCAAUUCGCUACGUUUUGUGACGAGCAGCUGGAGAACCCAGGUGGACUUGAAGACUUGACUCGUUUGCAGCACCUAAGGAAGGGUAAAAGUGACGAGGUCAUGCAACUUAAAAGCCUCGUGUCCAACACGAAGGAGUCACAGGUCAAGGCGAGAUAUCAAAAUUAUCUCUCGAAAGCAAAGCAGUGGCUUGAAUUGGAUGAACAAGAACUGAAACGAGUCGAACAAAGCCGAACUGAGUUCGUGAGACUUAGUUUAGAGAACUACCUCCUCUCCCUCGUAGCCUCUGACGAAUACAACAACGAUGCGCUCAGAUUUACGGCUUUGUGGCUUGAGCGGGCGACUGAGAAUUAUACCAAUGAAGCUGUCGGGAAAUACAUUCACAAAGUUGCGAGCCGGAAAUUCGCUCCGCUUAUGAAUCAGCUUACUUCGCGCCUGCUUGAGCAGAAUAACCUCUUUCAGAAGCUCCUCAUGGAUCUCGUGUAUCGUAUCUGCGUUGAACACCCAUAUCAUGGAAUGUACCAGAUAUGGUCAGGGAUAAGAUCUAAAAUAAACGACAAAGAUGACAUGGCCGUGUUACGGCGGACAGCUACGGAUAGAGUUGGGAAGAAGCUUGCCCAAAAUAGUUCGACCUCGGCAUUGUGGACUGCCGUUGACAAGACAAGCAAGGCUUAUCAUAUGUUUGCGUCAGAGCGUGAUGCGUCGCGCUAUAAGGCAGGUCAAAAAGUUGCCGUUAAGGACUCAAGUGCUGGUUCCGGUCUGGCCAGCGCUCUGGCAAAAUGGCAUAUCCCUCCUCCAACUAUGCAAGUAGAGCUCUCAGCCAGUCUAGACUAUAGUCAUGUUCCGUACAUCUCUAAGAUUGAGCCAACCAUGUCUAUCGCCUCCGGUGUCAGUGCACCAAAGAUCAUUACGGUGGUAGGCUCAAACGGGGAACGAUUCAAGCAGCUGGUCAAAGGUGGCAACGACGAUCUCCGCCAGGACGCAAUCAUGGAGCAAGUCUUUGCGGCCGUGUCGGCCGUGUUAAAACACCACCGAUCUACCCAGCAGCGCAACCUUGGCAUCCGAACAUACAAGGUAUUACCCCUUACUGCCGUCUCGGGUCUUAUCGAGUUCGUCUCGAACACUAUACCACUUCAUGAAUAUCUCAUGCCCGCCCACGAACGAUAUCAUCCAAAGGACCUCAAGGGAUCUCAAUGCCGAAAGGAGAUUUCUCAGGUGCAGAACAAGUCGUCCGAAACGCGUGUGUCCACUUACAAGAGAGUCACCGAUCGAUUCCAACCUGUGAUGCGUUAUUUCUUCAUGGAGCAUUUCGUCGAUCCGGACGAAUGGUUUGCCAAGCGUACAGCGUAUACCCGUACUACUGCAGCAGUUUCCAUAUUAGGCCACGUUCUCGGCCUUGGCGAUCGUCACGGCCACAACAUCCUCCUCGACUCCAAAAGUGGCGACGUGGUCCACAUCGAUUUGGGUGUGGCUUUCGAAAUGGGUCGCGUGCUACCGGUCCCGGAGCUGGUGCCUUUCCGGCUCACACGCGACAUAGUGGACGGCAUGGGCGUCACCAAGACGGAAGGCGUCUUUCGAAGAUGCUGCGAGUUCACGCUGGACGCGCUGCGGGAGGAAACCUAUUCCAUCAUGACCAUCCUCGACGUGUUGCGUUACGAUCCCCUGUAUUCCUGGUCGAUGAGCCCAGUCCGCAUGUCGAAACUGCAAGGCACGCGCCGAGACGGGGAAGAAGAGGGGGCCGACGCCGCCGAGAUCGACCCGAAGAAGAAGAAGAAGGCCGUCGCCAGCGGCACUAUAGGCGUUGUGAACGAACCAAGCGAGGCCGACCGAGCGCUCGAGGUCGUGCGCAAGAAGCUCAGCAAGACGUUGAGCGUGACAGCCACGGUCAACGAUCUGAUCAACCAAGCAACGGAUGAGAGGAAUCUGGCGCUUUUGUAUUCUGGAUGGGCUGCUUAUGCCUGA
This is a messenger RNA of Hypoxylon fragiforme, 8793 nucleotides long. RefSeq lists its product as uncharacterized. Bases 1 to 8793 code for a protein of 2930 amino acids. Gene Ontology annotation, biological process: DNA repair. The transcript has 8 exons. Gene Ontology annotation, molecular function: protein serine/threonine kinase activity; protein binding. The record is from RefSeq and is a predicted model, not a curated record. NCBI's taxonomy places the organism in Eukaryota, Fungi, Ascomycota, Sordariomycetes, Xylariales, Hypoxylaceae.